Corylus avellana is the source of this 1810-nucleotide messenger RNA. The record is from RefSeq and is a predicted model, not a curated record. Lineage: Eukaryota; Viridiplantae; Streptophyta; Magnoliopsida; Fagales; Betulaceae.
AAAAUAAUUUAUUUUUGUAUAGUAUAUACAUCAAUGUUUAUGAUUAAGAUCAGUUAGCCAGUAAAGCACUGAAACAUUAAGAUAGCAAAUAAAGUGCAAUCCACUUAGGCGGAAGACCCUCAAUUUUUCAGAAUAAAAAGAACACUGUGAAUAGUUAUUGAUACUGCUAAAAAAUAGUAUGGUUGUUGACAAACUAAUUCGGAUGAAAGCAAUAUAAGAUCAAAAGGAAUUCAUAAGAUAGAAAUGUCUAUCCUGCAGUAAUCCCUUUACAUUUUCUUACCAGUUCAAGAAGCCAAAGAAGCAACCUCGCCUGAGUAUAUCAAUGCUGCCAAUCAAUCAACAAUCUCUCAAUCCAGAAAUUUUAUGUGGUGGCUCCGGAUAACUAUCUAUACACUCUUUGUCCUCUCUGGCCAAUCUGCAGCUAUGCUCUUGGGAAGACUGUACUACAACAAAGGUGGAAAGAGCAAAUGGGUGGCAACACUUGUGCAAGUUGCAGGGUUUCCAAUCCUCAUUCCUUACUAUUGUAUCUCUCUUCCUGAAAGCCCUACCACAAGCAGCAUCCAGAGGAACCAGCCAUGCGCCUUAGUCCUUGCCUUGAUUUAUGCCUCUUUUGGUGUAUUUCUAGCAGCAGACAGCAUGAUGUAUUCAAUUGGGCUUUCGUACCUUUCAGUAUCUACAUUUGCACUUAUUUGUGCAUCCCAGUUGACCUUCAAUGCUUUCUUCUCUUUCCUCCUUAAUUCACAGAAGUUCACUCCUUUUAUAAUCAAUUCUCUGGUCCUUCUCACCAUCUCCUCCACCUUGCUUGUAUCUCAAACCAAUUCCACAAACCCCAAUGGAGAAUCUAACAAGACGUAUGAAGUUGGACUCUUAUGCACCGUUGGUGCAUCUGCUGGGUAUGGAUUGACGCUUUCCCUUACACAGCUCUCCUUCCAAAAGGUUUUGAAAAGGGAAACAUUUACAGUGGUUUUGGAAAUGAUAAUCUAUCAGUCACUGGUUGCAACUUGUGCUACCCUGGUGGGGCUUUUUGCUAGUGGAGACUGGAAAGGUCUAAAGAGAGAGAUGGAAGACUUUGAACUGGGGAAGUUUCUUUAUGUCAGUACUUUGAUUUGGGCAGCUAUAGCUUGGCAGAUUUUCACUAUUGGUACAGUAGGAUUGAUACAUGAAGUGUCUUCCCUGUUCUCCAAUGUCAUAAGUGCUCUGGGUUUGCCAGUUAUUCCAGUUCUAGCAGUGAUCUUCUUCCAUGACGAGAUGGAUGGGGUAAAGGUGAUUGCCAUGGUGUUGGCUAUUUGGGGCUUUAUUUCAUAUUUCUAUCAGCACUAUCUCGAUGAUUCUGAGUCCAAGGCUGAAAAUAGAGAUGUCAAAGAAAUUUCAAUGCUUCCCCUGUUGAAAGAGGUUAUUGAUGAACAAGAUGGGUUUAAGAAGAUCUACUUAAAAGUUCCACUUUCAACUGAAGAAAAUGUCCAAACUUAUGAGCACUGAAGUUACUUUGGUCCUUCCGCUCCUUUAUUUCAAUGCCACGAAUGGGAAAGUUUCAAUGUACAAAUCCAUAUACCAAAAUAUGUAGGUAAAACCCUAGUCAUUUUAUUUCUCCACAUAAAGUGUAAAAAACAAUUUUGUCUAUUUCAUCUCCGAAAUUAUUGUAAGACUCCAGUAAAUAUAAACGCGCUCAUUUCUCUCCAAACUAGUCACCCAGUUUGGAUAGAUGUUAGGGCGAUUGAUAGCAAGCCUUGUGAAAGAUGCUAUGUUAAAUCAUCAAACUGGCAAAACAGCCUUGUGAAAGAUGCUAUGUUAAAUCAUCAAACUGGCAAAA